AUGGAUAACAGAGACGACGCCGGUGAAACUCAAUCAAAGUACAAAGGAAUCCGUCGCCGGAAAUGGGGAAAAUGGGUAUCGGAGAUACGAGUUCCGGGAACUCGCGAGCGUCUCUGGUUAGGCUCAUUCUCCACCGCAGAAGGCGCCGCCGUAGCACACGACGUGGCAUUCUUCUGUUUACACCAACCCAAUUCACUCGAGACUCUCAAUUUCCCGCAAUUGCUUCCUCCUUCGAUCGCUUCCAAAACUUCUCCGAGAUCUAUCCAGCAAGCUGCUUCCAAUGCCGGAAUGGCCGUUGACGCCGGCUUAAUCGUCCACCGUAACGGCGGCGGUGAUCUCAUGUCCGGGAACUCUGUGUACGGUGGUACGACGGCGUAUUGUGAGAAUGGAGGUGAAGUACUGGAGCCGUUGAACAUAUCAGUGUAUGAUUAUCUGGACGGUCACGAUCACGUUUGA
Eutrema salsugineum is the source of this 456-nucleotide messenger RNA. Its product is annotated as ethylene-responsive transcription factor ERF019. Gene Ontology annotation, molecular function: DNA-binding transcription factor activity; DNA binding. The transcript has a single exon. Gene Ontology annotation, biological process: regulation of DNA-templated transcription. Lineage: Eukaryota; Viridiplantae; Streptophyta; Magnoliopsida; Brassicales; Brassicaceae. The record is from RefSeq and is a predicted model, not a curated record. Bases 1 to 456 code for a protein of 151 amino acids.